This is a messenger RNA of Purpureocillium takamizusanense, 2801 nucleotides long. RefSeq lists its product as uncharacterized. Bases 238 to 2718 code for a protein of 826 amino acids. Gene Ontology annotation, biological process: regulation of DNA-templated transcription; DNA-templated transcription. The record is from RefSeq and is a predicted model, not a curated record. The transcript is spliced from 2 exons. Lineage: Eukaryota; Fungi; Ascomycota; Sordariomycetes; Hypocreales; Ophiocordycipitaceae. Gene Ontology annotation, molecular function: DNA-binding transcription factor activity, RNA polymerase II-specific; DNA binding; zinc ion binding.
CAACGUCGCUGAACAAGCUCAACAUCCGCCCACUAUUAUAUUUAGUACCUCCGCCGCGCCGCGGCAGCACGUACGAAGUACUUCGUACGUACCACGCAUCCAUUAGGGGGCCCCGCUUGUGUUGCGGCCAACGUCAAGUCGGCUACAGAAGGGUUGGGCGUGUUCGCGUUCGUAGCGAGCGCCGCGCCCUUGGCAGCCUUUAACCCGUCCCUUAGUAAGGUUCUAGCCUAGGCGACGAUGCCGAGUACAACGUGUGCCCCAGUCCUGGGCGGGCAGGCAUCAGAACCUGGACACAGUUCCCGCCCCGAUGACAAGCAGCGCAAAGUCCGCAAGGGCACCCGGAGCUGCUGGGGAUGCAAGCGGCGAAAGAUCCGGUGCUCGUUUUCGACACCGUCCGACUCCGUCUGUGUCCCGUGCCGGCGGCGUCGUACCAACUGCGUGAGCCAGGAGCACCCCGAGGAAAUGGCGGGGCCGUCAUUGCCUGCUGUAGGCCGCGACCACCGAAUGGACGAUCGGAUUGUUCGAGUCGAGGCCAUCAUCGAGAAACUGGUCAAGCAAGUGGGCAACGGUGCCCAUACUGCCUCUUCGUACCCCGGGUCAAGCGACGGAGCAGACGUGGCCCCCUCCUUAGCUGCGAAUAGUAACGCGCCAGAGCCAGAUAUGCCAUUGGAUAGCUUUCGUCUCGACGAGGAACCGUCGCGCGCAUCCUCGACGGUGCCGACACCGGAGACACGAAGAGCCCCGGGACCGACUACUCCUUCCCGCUGCCUCUCUCCUUGCGGCAACAUCUCGGCCAUACUGCACGCAGCCUUGCCACCCAUCGAGGACGUUCGCUUGAUCAUCAAGGCAGGCAUUGACGUGUCGUUCCACAAGCUCAUCACCCAUCCGCUCACCGUGCUCGCUCAAGAGCCGGGAGGGUGGAAGGGCAACCUAGCGGCGAUACCUGACGCAAAGACGCAUCCGGUUCUGCUCGCCAAGUAUCUACUCAUCAUGGCCACAUGUCUGCAGUUUGCGCACCCAGACCUCCAUGGCGAGGAGAUCAGUCUCCUGUCCGAACCGCCGCCUCAAAUGAUGCGCCGACUCGCUGACACGGCAACUGACCUUGUGACCAACAAUGACAAUCUUGUAGACUGUGUCGAGGGACUCGAGUGCGUCAUGCUCCAGUCUCUCUUUGAGGCGAAUGGUGGCCGUCUUCGGCGCGCUUGGUUCGCCUGCAGGCGCGCCAUGUUGAUUGCGCAGAGUAUGGGCCUCCACCGCAGUCGCAUACAACAGCCACUCAAAGUCAUCGACCCUAACCAGCCUGUAUAUCCAUGCUACUUCUGGUACCGCAUCGUCUGCACGGAUCGACAGCUGUCCUUGAUGCUGGGUCUGCCGCAGGGUUCUCAAGAUGUCUCCAUGGGAUCGGAAGCAGCCCUCGCGAGCGACAACAUCCUAGGCAGAUUCGAGCGCAAGCAAUGCGUCAUCGCAUCGCGAAUUCUCGAUCGCAACGAGUCGGCAGACGCACAUGUGGUGGAUGACUUCGCGACGCUGCGAGAGAUUGAUGCCGACCUCCAAAAGGCUGCCAACGAGAUGCCUGACAAGUGGUGGCUGGUUCCCAAUCUCGCUAGUGUGGCUCGCGACCCGGAAAAGAUGUUCUGGGAAACGAUUCGCUUGCUUGAGCAGAUGCUCUACUUUAACUUACUCAACCUCCUGCACCUACCGUAUAUGCUUCGGUCAAACACGCCCGACACCACCAAGUAUGAAUACAGCAAGCUGACGAGUGUCAAUGCAUCACGGGAGCUCCUAGCGCGGUUUGUCAUGUUUCGUUCCUUCAACCGCGUAGCCUUUUGCUGCCGAUCCGUCGAUUUUUUCGCCCUUAUAGCCGCCAUGACGCUAGUGAUUGCCCUUCUCGACGGACACGAUAAGCAGCGGCAGCGGCGAGGGGGAUCCGAUAUUUCGGGAAUCGGUAUGCUCCCACAUCAAAGAAAUAGCGACCGAGCCAUGAUGGAGCAGGUUCUCGACAACAUGCAAGAGGUUGCCAGGGCGAGCUCGGAUGCUUUGAGUAAGCGUAGCUCGAUCCUGCUCAAAAGUCUGCUCGAUCUCGAGAAAGCCGCAGUUGAGGGAAAGUCGCACGAGCACAACGCGCGAGCGAACGGCAGUGCCGCGACGACGGCUACGGCAGAUGCCUACACCGAGUCGGCCGUUGAUAACGGGCCAUCUAUCCGCAUCUGUAUUCCCUACUUUGGCACCGUCAGAAUUGGCCGCGAUCGUGUGGUAGCCAUCGAAGCUCAACAGCGCGCUACAGGCCCCCCGGCCAUGGAGCAAUCGCCUGUGCUGACUAGCACUGUCACUGCCUCAUCGGCAGAACGAGCGCCUGAAGGCGGGUAUCAGCCUGAGCAGGCCAACGAAUGGUUUGGUGCUGACGUCUUGAACUCCGGACCGGGCUCGUCCAACGCUGGCAGGCUGGAUGAAUCGCUGACGUCUCCGCACAUGCGACAGCUCACCCAGAUACCUAUCACGGCAGGGCCACUACUGGCGGAGCAAGUGCACCAGCAACUAUUUACGAGUUCCGUCAACGACGUUUUGCAGCGGCAGGACCCGUGCCCUAGCCAGAUCGCAGGAAUGGACGAUUGGGCGUUUCAUGACGUUGACACGGCCUUUUUUGAAAGACUAUUCAGAGGUCCCGGUGGGGGAGAGGUUGGUUAUGACGGCAUUUGGGCGGAUUGGGGAGGCGUCUAGUAGGUAAGCGCUGCGGCUAUGGGACCAAUCCUCGGUUCGGGCGCGGCCAUUAUCUUCUUGAUGCUUUAUAUAUAGGACAAUGA